AUGAUAAAAUAAGGUAAGUCUAAGGAUACUGCAGUUUUAAGGACUCUCAUCAACACUUAAGCAUAAAAUUUUGCAACUAAAAGAUUGUUAAAAGAUCUCAAUAUAAUUGAGAAAGAGUCGAUUUCCACAAUGGGAGUUUCUGCAAGACUUUUGGAACAUGAUCUCUUUAUUUGGCAUGCUAAUAUUAGAGGUCCAGUUGGAGAUCCUUAUGAAGGUGGAAUAUUUCAUUUUGAAUUAUUAACACCAGAAUCUUAUCCACACUAACCACCAAAAAUAAAUCUAUUCACAGAAUUACUACAUCAAAAUGUUUUCGGUAUUUAAAUAUGCCUAGAUUUACUUUAACCAAGAAAACCUGAAGAUAAAGAUAAAUAGUCAGGAUGAUCAAGUGCUUAUACUAUUUAAUCAAUAUUAUUAUAAUUAUCAGCAUUCUUAUUUGAAGAAUAGAUUACUGAAAAAAAAGAAAAAUAACAUGCUUAAAUAAAAAAAGCCGUUUAAGCUGCUAAUAAUUUUAAAUGUACAACUAAAAAUUGUAAACAUGGUGGAAAACUUUCAUUAUGGCCAUAAUUCAAUAAUAAAGAAAGUGAAGAAUAAUAAUUUAUUAACAAAUAAACAGAAUAAGAAUUGUUAGAAUAAUAAUUUAUUUGUUUCCAUACUAAAUUAAGUUAUAGGAAACCAUAAUCUCCAUAAUUUGAUGAUGAAACUAAAAUGAAAUAAGAAAGUUGUUUAGGAAUAUUAUUAGAUGUAUCUAAAGUUCCUAGAACUGGUUCUAUUAAAUAAGCAGUUCCAUCUUUAGAUUAUGUUUCAAUUUAAACAUUUUUAAAUGAGAGUUUAAAAUGGGAUUCUUUAAAUUUGACAUAUACUCAUUGGUUACCUCUUUAUUUUGGUAAGACUGAUAAUAAAAAGAGAGUAUUACAUCUCUUAUAAAGAUCAUUAUCAAUGAUAAUGACAAAUAAUACAAAGAGAUUUAAACCUGAAUUUGUAUUAGAAGUAUUUCCAAAUAUUACUUAAAGUAUUGUUCAUGCAAUGAUGGCUGAAAAGACUCAUGCAUCAAUUAGAUGUUUAAGAGUAUUAGCUUAAGUACAUGCAUUAUGGUUAUUAUGUAUGGAAGAGUGGCCUUAACUUUAUUAAUAAGUUGAUACAGUGAUUAAUAAAUUUAUUACUGAUUAAAAGAAAUUCCAGAAUUAGCUGAUGAAAAAUUAGAUGGAGCUAUUAGUGCAACUAAAAGAGUUGAAAUUACAUUUAAAUAAUAAUCAACUUCAUUUUAAAUGGGUUGUUUCUAAUAUAUUUAUUUAACUUAUGUUGUUUAAACAUUAAAAACUUAAAAAGAAAUUUUAGAAAGAUUUGAUAAAAAUUAUUGUUUAUUAACAACAGGUAUUGAAAAUGGAAUAUAAGAAAAAGUAUUUGAAGCUUUUAAACGAGUUGUUAAUUAUGAAGCAUUCUAUGAAUUUAAUGGAUAAGAAAAGAAAUCUAUUGAAGAAUUAAAUUAAUUAUUGAAAUAAGCUGUUAAAAAUUCAAAAGAAAAAAAAUAUCAUGGUACUGUUAAAGAAAUGAAUUAAUUACCAUCUGCUAUUGAAUAAGUUAAAUAAUUUAAAAAAAAAAACUCUAACUUAUAAGACUUUUAUGUAAUUACUAAAGAAGAAUUAGAUAAAAAGUAAUUCAAAUAUAAUAUUGAGGCAAAACAAAAUAUUGAUUGGAAACAAGAAUUAAUUAAAAGAUGGGAUUGGAUUGAAGAAUUAUUAAAAUUGAAUCCUGAAUUAAAUGCAACUGAAUUAGCUUAAUAGGCUAAUAUGAGAACAUUAAAUGGUUUUGGUCUUAAACCUGAUGAUAGAUUAUAUAAUAAAAUAGAAACUCUGAGAAAUUAAUAUCAUAAAGUUUAAUAUUAAACAGAUUUUCCGUAACAUAAUUGGCAAUAACUUUAUAUGAAAUUGGAUUUUGAAUAAUUCUUAAUUCAAUUUGAUUAAUGUCCUGAUUUCUAAAGCUUUUAUGAAAAAGUUACAAUUGGAAAAGAUAAUUUACUAGAUUCAAUUCUUGUAUUAAUUAACAUAAAGACUGUUUCAUCAGGAUAUUAUAUAUAACAGCUGCUUUAGAAUAAUUUACAAAAUUAAUUAGAUUAACUUUAACUGGAUUAGAUUAAUCAGGCAGCAUCAUUUUUCCAAAGAAAGCUGCUAAAUCUUUUUGUAAAGGUUUGAAUAAUUUAAGUAAAUAAUAAAAUAAUUUAUAAUUUCUUGAGAUAAUUAAAUUAGGAUUCUCAGGAAAUUAAAUAGAAAUAACAGAAUCGAUAUUUGGAGUGUUAACUCUCUUUGCAAAUUAACUUAGAUCUCUCACAAUUGAAAAUACUGAUUUAUUAACAUUAAGUAAUGCUGCAAAGACAGUAGGUGCUAUAAUUACAUCUUUUAGACACUUAGAAUUUUUGAAUUUAAAAGGAUCAAUAAGAAAUGCUAAUAUAGCUAAAGAAAUAACUGAUGGUUUAAUGAGAGCAAAAUAAUUAGUAACUGUAGAUUUGUCUUAAAUCAUUUAGCAACAGAAAAGGGAUUAGCAUCAAUAGUUUAUAAUUUGAG
Paramecium sonneborni is the source of this 2558-nucleotide messenger RNA. NCBI's taxonomy places the organism in Eukaryota, Ciliophora, Oligohymenophorea, Peniculida, Parameciidae. The record is from the annotation of a GenBank genome assembly.